AUGUCAAGGGACGAGGCGGCGACGAGUGCAGAGUCACAGGCUAAACCUUAUGGGGCAACCUUUAUAACCAUACCAUAUAAUAGAAAUACUUCAUUGUCACCACAUCACAAGAAAUACCUCAUUGUCACCACAGGAAUAACAGAAAGGACACAUGUCGUGAAGACAAGUAGACAACGCCUCGUUAGAGGAGGGAAAAAUUCAGUUGCACUCGAUAACUGCCUCAGCCGCUCGACGUGGUUUGUUCUUUCGCCUGCUCCCACUAUGCCGAAAACCAUUGGAUUUAGCCGACACCUCAUUGCACUGCCCCCUCCCAUUUCCAUUUUCGUUUUCAUUCUUCACCAAGUCAUCGUUCUCCUUGACGGGCCCAUUCCUUUUCUGCCUUUUCGUUACACUCUUUGUAUCCUCGCUAUCUUCUUCGUCUUCCUGUUUUUGAGCUUCGUUUAUCUCAUCUUUUUCGUCCUUAGGGGAAACUCAAGGAUGUCUAGAUCAAGUGAUCAUGUCUCAGAUAUGGCUAGAAGUAGUCAAAUGAAUGAAAUACGAGUCAAUGUCAAGGAGAUUCAUGAGCAAGAGUCGAGGAGAAUCUCAAACUGUCUACUGCUAGAGUUUUCUUUUAUACAAGUUCACAAACUUUGA
This is a messenger RNA of Striga asiatica, 633 nucleotides long. NCBI's taxonomy places the organism in Eukaryota, Viridiplantae, Streptophyta, Magnoliopsida, Lamiales, Orobanchaceae. The record is from the annotation of a GenBank genome assembly.